AUGGUUUUCGUGGUCCAGGCCCAAACUGGUCACCAGAUGUUUGCACAAUUCGUGGUCCAGGCCCAAAACGUGCCUGGACCACGAAUCCUCCAAACAUCUGGUCACCAGAUGUUUGGACAAUUCGUGGUCCAGGCCCAAAACGUGCCUGGACCACGAAUCCUCCAAACAUCUGGUCACCAGAUGUUUGGACAAUUCGUGGUCCAGGCCCAAAACGUGCCUGGACCACGAAUCCUCCAAACAUCUGGUCACCAGAUGUUUGGACAAUUCGUGGUCCAGGCCCAAAACGUGCCUGGACCACGAAUCCCCCAAACAUCUGGUCACCAGAUGUUUGGACAAUUCGUGGUCCAGGCCCAAAACGUGCCUGCCCACGAAUCUCCAACAUCUGGUCACCAGAUGUUUGGACAAUUCGUGGUCCAGGCCCAAAACGUGCCUGGACCACGAAUCCUCCAAACAUCUGUCCAAACAUCUGGUCACCAGACGUUUUGGGCCUGGACCACGAAUUGUCCAUGUAAGCUGAGCAAAGCAUAA
This is a messenger RNA of Symbiodinium sp. CCMP2592, 528 nucleotides long. The record is from the annotation of a GenBank genome assembly. Lineage: Eukaryota; Dinophyceae; Suessiales; Symbiodiniaceae.